AUGCUGAAAUAUGAUUACGGUGAAGUGGCCGUAAUUGUACUGCUCUUCUUUGCCUGCCUUGCCGAGGCUCAGUAUCGUCAGUGCCUACAGGGUGGAGUGAUUGGACCAUGCGUGGAUCUUCUAAAUCCACGAACACAAAAGUCAGACUGUCCAUCUAGACAGUACCUUUGCGAAAAUCGCAUCUACUACGACCUCAUGACACAACAAUGUCCGUGGACAUGCCGUAGAUGUCCACCAGGAACAGUACCUACACCACCUUAUUCCCAGGCGCCUGGAGCGCCUUAUCCUCCAGCGCCUGUCGUGCCUGCACCAAGGGCGUGUCGCGAUCUUCUGAAUCCACUAACACGAAGGUCAGAUUGUCCAUAUAGAUGGUAUCUUUGCCAAAAUCCCAUCUACUACGACCUCAUGACACAACAGUGUCCGUGGACAUGCAAGAGAUGUCCUGACCAGAGCACACCCGCUCGACCUGUCGUCACUCCUGCCACACCUCCUGUGACACCUGCAGCAUGUGAAGAUGCGGUGAACCCGAAAACAAAGACUUCGAACUGCGAGAAUAUAUCUUACCUCUGUCAAGAUCCGGAUUAUCGCGAGAUCAUGAAAGAGAAAUGCCCGAGAACUUGCGGACACUGCCCUCCUUGA
Molecule: messenger RNA, 639 nt
Organism: Cooperia oncophora
Lineage: Eukaryota; Metazoa; Nematoda; Chromadorea; Rhabditida; Trichostrongylidae
Source: the annotation of a GenBank genome assembly